Messenger RNA from Ostreococcus tauri, 309 nucleotides. Its product is annotated as Complex 1 LYR protein. The record is from RefSeq and is a predicted model, not a curated record. The transcript has a single exon. The coding region runs from base 1 to 309 and encodes 102 amino acids. NCBI's taxonomy places the organism in Eukaryota, Viridiplantae, Chlorophyta, Mamiellophyceae, Mamiellales, Bathycoccaceae.
AUGACGAGCGAUACAUCGAGCGGCCCGUCCACGGGUUUGGAGUUCUUAUUAGAACAGCCGCUGAAGCUGUAUCGAGAUUGCAUGCGCGUGGCGGAUUUCUUAGCGCACAAGCAAGGGUACCCUCGGGACGUUUUACGGGCCACCGUGCGAGAGCCGUGGCGCAGACACAUGCAUGAAAGCGACCCAGAGAAGAUUGGUAAGCUGCGAGAGGGCGCGAUUCGAGGGUUGAGUAAUUAUAUGAUGUACGAGGCGUCGAGAGGCGCGAUGGAGGGAACGCCGGCGUUCGCUCCGGAGGAGAAAGAUACGUGA